AUUGAUAGCUAUAUGAAAUUAUCCAGAUAUAGCAUUGAAUGCUAUGCCAGCAUUGAUGCUUAUUCACAGUAUAUUAUUUGGUUUUUCUGUGAUAUAUCAGCUACUAUAGCUUGGAUUGUUCUUGUACAAUAUAUCAGCAUGGUUCAAUAA
Molecule: messenger RNA, 150 nt
Organism: Cryphonectria parasitica EP155
Lineage: Eukaryota; Fungi; Ascomycota; Sordariomycetes; Diaporthales; Cryphonectriaceae
Exons: 1
Source: RefSeq, a predicted model, not a curated record